Notechis scutatus (mainland tiger snake) is the source of this 531-nucleotide messenger RNA. The record is from RefSeq and is a predicted model, not a curated record. Lineage: Eukaryota; Metazoa; Chordata; Lepidosauria; Squamata; Elapidae.
UCCAGGCAACGAUGCAGCAUGCUGAAACUAAUAUUAUUUGCAAACUUCUCUGCCUUGCAUUUAAGGUUCCUUGAUGAGUACGCCCAAAACAAUAUUACUUUCUGGGCCCUCAGCUCACAGAACGAACCCAUCACUGCUCUUUUCGUAAGUCGGAAUGACUUCCCUUGCAAUUAUUUCUCACCGCAACACCAGCGCGACUUUAUCAUUCAAGAUUUGGGGCCCGCCCUGGUCGCCGGCGGUUACACCGACAUCCGCCUGAUGAUCCUUGAUGACCUGAGGUGUCACUUGCCGAACUGGGCUGACCAGGUGAUUGGCAAUAGUACCGCGGCGGCUUACGUAUCCGGCAUUGGCAUCCAUUGGUACUUAGAUUCGGUCACCCCAGCUGGGCUUACUCUAGAUGUCACCCAUCACCUGUACCCCAAUUUCUUCCUGCUCUACACAGAAGCUUGCAAUGGUUUUCUGGACUGGGACGUGAAGGUUGCUCUGGGAAGCUGGGAGAGGGGCACCUAUUACAGCAGAAGUAUCCUAAAG